GUUUACGAGCUAUGUGAUACGGACAAGAAAGGCUACCUGAACAGAGAAGACCUAAAAAUGGCGGUGGUCAUGCUGUUUGGAUAUAAACCAUCAAAGGUAGUAGAAACUAGGUGGUAUCAUAGACUUAGAUAGACAUCGCAUCAUUGUAUCUGUUCCAUUAUGGCAUCUGAGAGCAUGGGAGGUCCAUUGAGGCCAUCUCCAUUUUGAAGUAGUCUAUUUUCAUAUUCUACCACUUCUAUGAGCUGGCAAAGAAACUGAAAGUGUGCACAUUUUGUUCACAAACGGAAAAAAAGAAAUUGCACCACCAUCUAACCCUAGAUAUACACCACUAUCCCCAACAAACUCACCACUUCUACCCACUACUUUGGCCCCAACAGAUCCUACACCAGGCCAUCGGCCUGGGAGUCUGGAACCCCUUCUCUCAAACCCCCUAUUGUUCUUCUGCACUAAAAUCUCUGACACCCCUAAACUUCUCUGCUGCUGCUACUACCAGACCAAUCUUCUGGGAUUUCCUUUCCAUCUGUGCGGUACAAUUAAUGACCAUAGCAAUAAACUGCCAAGAAGCCAACCUUACUAAAGCACAAACUGUUCUAGUCACUCUGUACUGGCCUACUACUCACAGGGAUCCUCUCAGGCUCUCUCACCCUUUGCCCACCAUCCUCUGCUUUCCUCACUGCCUCAGCAUAUGACACUUUCUGCACUGCUACAACCCUGGUAACCUCAAGCUGUCUCACUCGCACAGGACAUUUCUGAUCCCCAGCAACAUGGUCACCCCCACAAUUAAAACACACUUUUACCACAGAAACUACACACUCCUUUGUCCCAUGCCCUCCAGCACACUUCUCAAUCCUCAGAAUCUUUCUCCUACAUACUGGUGCAACAUGACCAUAAGCUUGGCACCUGAAACACCGUAGUGGGUUCGGAACAAAAGCUCUUACAGGAUACCUGACAUAUCCUAGUAUGAUUUUAUCAGGUAAACAUCAAAACUCAAAAGGAUAGACAGUCUUGCGCUCGCCACCGGGUCUGCGUCAAACCAAACGUAUGGGUGGUCCUCUUGUAGCUCAAUUGGUAGAGCAUGGCGCUUGUAACGCCAGGGUAGUGGGUUCGAUCCCCGGGACCACCCAUACGUAAAAAUGUAUGCACACAUGACUGUAAGUCGCUUUGGAUAAAAGCGUCUGCUAAAUGGCUUAUUAUUAUUAUUAUUAUUAUUAGCAGAAAAACAACUUAAAGCAUAAUGUUUCCACCUCCAUGUUUGACGGUGGGGAUGGUGUUCUUGGGGUCAUAGGCAGCAUUCCUCCUCCUCCAAACACGGCGAGUUGAGUUGAUGCCAAAGAGCUCGAUUUUGGUCUCAUCUGACCACAACACUUUCACCCAGUUCUCCUCUGAAUCAUUCAGAUGUUCAUUGGCAAACUUCAGAUCUGCCUGUAUAUGUGCUUUCUUGAGCAGGGGGACCUUGCGGGCGCUGCAGGAUUUCAGUCCUUCACGGCGUAGUGUGUUACCAAUUGUUUUCUUGGUGACUAUGGUCCCAGCUCCCUUGAGAUCAUUGACAAGAUCCUCCCGUGUAGUUCUGGGCUGAUUCCUCACCGUUCUCAUGAUCAUUGCAACUCCACGAGGUGAGAUCUUGCAUGGAGCCCCAGGCCGAGGGAGAUUGACAGUUCUUUUGUGUUUCUUCCAUUUGCGAAUAAUCGCACCAACUGUUGUCACCUUCUCACCAAGCUGCUUGGCGAUGGUCUUGUAGCCCAUUCCAGCCUUGUGUAGGUCUACAAUCUUGUCCCUGACAUCCUUGGAGAGCUCUUUGGUCUUGGCCAUGGUGGAGAGUUUGGAAUCUGAUUGAUUGAUUGCUUCUGAGGACAGGUGUCUUUUAUACAGGUAACAAGCUAAGAUUAGGAACACUCCCUUUAAGAGUGUGCUCCUAAUCUCAGCUCGUUACCUGUAUAAAAGACACCUGGGAGUCAUAAAUCUUUCUGAUUGAGAGGGGGUCAAAUACUUAUUUCCCUCAUUAAAAUGCAAAUCAAUUUAUAACAUUUUUGACAUGCGUUUUUCUGGAUUUCUUUGUUAUUCUGUCUCUCACUGUUCAAAUAAACCUACCAUUAAAAUUAUAGACUGAUCAUUUCUUUGUCAGUGGGCAAACUUACAAAAUCAGCAGGGGAUCAAAUACUUUUUUACCUCAUCGUAUGUGGUUUUAUAUUGUAAAGACUUUAACCAACUUGUUAACACAUUCUCAUUUUAGAUAGCAAGUCAGCCAGUUUUUAAAUAAGAUAUGAACAACAACAUAAGUAUGUGGCUAGCUAGAACUCAUAGGACGGUAAGAACCCGUUAGUUAGAGGCCGUUUGGUGUGUUUUAUAUUAGAUUUUUACUUAACAUUGCCAGCCAGUACUUUUAGAAAAUAAAAAUGAAAAAAUUGUUUGUAGACCGUCAAUGUAUUGAAAGUGAAACAGCUGGUGGGAGUUGUAGUUCAUGUGUGUAAUUCUAAUGAACAGUGGUAACUUUUUGGCUUCGUGCUUCUUGUCCAUCAAAUAUGUUGAAAACCGGCGUAUGGUAAGUUAAUUCACUCUGAAACAUAUAUAUAUCUUAUGACUGCGUUUUCAUGAAUUUGACAAUGCAAAUUUUAAGCCCAUUCUUAGCCUACAAAACGAGACAACAGGAAGUACCACUUUCCUACUGUAUAGACCCAAUGUACAGUAGUGCUAGCGCUGGUCCAUCGCGCGAAGACAAUGAGUUGCCUCGUGUCACGCAAUGGACGAGACCUACAGUUUUGUGGUUGUAUCCAGCCUUGUUGAAUUUGAGGAACAGUGAAGCAAUGAUCAUUUCAUUCCACAAGAUGGCGCCGUUGUACUUAGUUUGAUCUUAAAAGUAUUCUCAAACCUUUCUUUGUGACCUAGCUAAUUUGCAUAAUAAUCACCUCACAAAAACGACAUUGAUAAAUAUCAAAUGUGAUCUAUUAAUAAUUUUUCUAUCACUCAAAUUCAAAUAUAUUACAUUUCCUCAGUCAUCCAUCAAGCCAGUCUUUCAUUUCCUUGUGCUUUUAUGUUGCAGUCUGAAACCAACAUGUUAAUGGAUCAAGCCCAGGCAAAAUAUUCACCAGGUAAGUCAACAAUGCUGUUGUGACAGAAUUAGUACAUAUUAUUGCGUCUGUCUGUCUGUGUCAAACGAGCACUCAGAAAUGAGAAAACAUGUACACCAUCCGCACUUUUAGCUCAUACUGUAUAUUCUUGAUGUGUCGAUUUAUGUAAAUAUGAUGGUGAGUCAAUCUUCCCACAUCCAGUCGUGCUGAAUGGGAGCACUCCAAUAUAUGUGUGUGUUUUAAUGAACAAGUGGAAGAUAUAGCCACAGGACAUAGCCUCUGAACAGCCAUCGCAGACUGUAUUUAAUUUGAGAUGAGUUGCUCAACCUCUCUCACUCACACACACACACACAUACACACACACACACACACACACACACACACACACACAUACACGGGUGCCUGCCUGCAGCUAUCCUCUGACAGCCUCAAUGACGUUUUUAGAUUAAUUUCUAGCGCGCCCGCAGUUUAGACGUCAUUACAGUUUCAUACGCUGUUCAUCACAGCACCACUUAUGGCCACGACAGGCAGCCCUCCAACUGAGACGCGAAGUAAGGGGACCCAUGCUGAUGUGUAAGCACACAUCCACUCACAGCAAAACAUCCACCGUGCAGCAUUUAGCCGCAAUCUCCAUUUAAAAUGGGGCGGUGGAAGACAAAACCAAACAAAGCAACCUAGUCAGUGUAUCGUUCCAAUCCAUCCUGGUGAAAUGGAAAGAAACGAGAUAAAACAAGAGGGGACGCUUGAUUUAGACUGGGUGUAAUCGUUUUACACAUUUCCAGUAAUUAAAAGAAUGCCUCACAAAAGGCUUGCGGUGCGGUGUAAUUGUUAGUGUGACGACAAGCGGCCAACGCUUUAACUGGGGGCUUCUUGACAGGCAGACAGGAGAGGGGGAAAGAGAGAGGGGAGAUGAGAAGAACGUGGCUGGCUAGACAGAUACGAGGCUAUUGAAGGAAGAUGUUAAACGGUUAAAGAUUAGGAAGUAAUUCGUCUCUUUUGUUUUUAAAGCCAGGAGCAACAUUUUUAAUCUGUACAUUGCCCAGUAAGAGAGAGACAGAGGGAGGGGAUUGAGGGAGAGGGGGGGUGAAGGGAAAGAGGGAGGGAAGAGAGAGAGAAUUGUGUUAGUAGCAUGGUUGAUGCAAUUACAUAUUUCACCAUCCAUUAAAUGUGUCUGGGAGAGAGAAUGCGGGAUAAGAGAGGAAUAGAGAGAGAGAGGGAGAGCAGUGAAUUUAACUGCUCUUCUGGAUGUGGUGUGAUUUAGUAAAUUGGUGGUGAUGGUGGGAAGAGACAGAGUGGGUGGCUAACUAGAGAGAGAGAGAUGGAGAAUAUGUGUGUGGCUGGCUAAGAGUGAAUGGGGCCAGGCAGUGUGGGUGUGGGCUUGGCUAGACUGUGUCUCUCUGUAACUGGCUCAUUUCAGCACAGCCCCUCAUAGGGGUUACCCAGAGGCCUUUGGUAAGAGACCUUCUACCAUUGUCUACUACCAUAGCGAGUCGAUUCCGCCUGCACUGAUCUUAGGUUGCAUGCUCGUGUGCUACCACACGAAAAGAAGGCACAUAGUGGAACCGAUCAACUAUAGGCUACUAGCACUAUGCAAUGGGAAACUGGCUGGCUGGCUAGCUAGCUAGCUAGCUAGCUAGCUAGUAACACAGGCUAACUGGAUAAACAGCAGUUAGCUUUAGAAUGUUAACGUUAGCUCUGUUUUUAAAUCGCAAUUUGCAGUUUACAGCUAACAAGCUACAUCUAUUGACCUAGCUAGCUAAGAAACUGUUUAGCUAAAGGUUUAUGAGCGGCCAACAAUCUUAACUUUUAACUGUUUUUGUUUUUACGGUAAACUUAAAUGUUCUAUGUUUACCAUUACUAACCGUCAUUUUCUGCUGAUGAUGCCAUUGUCUUACCCGACUACUUUCGAGCUAUUACCCUUUGCGAGAUAAGAGCGUCAUCUAAUGCCUGAGAUCGCUUAUCUACUAAGGGAGUCCUGCUCUAGCCUAUGACAAUGUCGUCUUAUGCUUUGUUUUGUUAUGUGUUAUAUGUGUAACCCAAGUAUGCCUAGUAGGCUAGGUCUACUGUGUAGCCAUUUAUUUAAGAGGAACACAAUGGAAAUACGUUUUCAAACUUUCGUGUCAUCCUCUGAGUGGUUGUAUUGUUUGAAAUUGUCAAUUAAAAAUAUCUAUCCCUAUAGGAAAUGUUAUCCUCCACCUCCCCCUCUCUCUCUCUCACCCCUAACCAGUAACUGCUGUGUGUUCUAAGUGAAGCGGACAUGAGUCAGGCUCAUGGUCUUGUGAUGAGGUAGCCCUGCCUGCAACUUCAAAAUCAGUGUCCCCCUCAGCACAAAAUAAUUCCCUCUUGGUCUAAUGGUCAAGAAGUUGGUCUGUGGGAGACCAGGGUGCGUGCGUGCGUGAAGUACUCAUCUCAAUUAGCUAGGCGCGGUUGCCGGGAACGCUUGCCAUGUGGUGAGUCAUAGUCACAGAUCUUUGGUAGGGGCCACCGUGCGGCUGACAGAAUUAGAUUAAAUAAACACACACACCCUCCCUACUCCAAACACACCUCCAUUCUUCCCUCCCUGUGAAAGCUUGGCACUGCUCUUUUUCAGUUCUCUCUCUCUCCAUCUUUCUCUCUCUACUCUCUCUACGCUCUCUCUCUCGCUACGCUCUCAUCUCCCCAGCUCGGGCUCUUUUUCUCCACCUUCAUUUGAAGCCCUGAGAGAGACUUGUGCUGAAGAAGCCCCCACACAGCACGCUUCCUUUCAUUCACUGCCAGACACUCUGCCUGGCAUGUGUGUGCCUGUAUGUGUGUGUGCGUGCAUUUGUGAGGUGAUAUGUUUGCUAUUGUGAGGUGAUAUGUUUGCCCCCCCCCUCUAUCUCUCUCUAGGGGUGUGUAUAGAGAUGUUUGUGUCUCUCAUGGAGAGGAAGUUGUCAUCAGAUGACCAGUACCAGAAGACCAGACAGAUCUUCAACGCCUUUGAUGUGAAC
Messenger RNA from Coregonus sp. 'balchen', 6034 nucleotides. Lineage: Eukaryota; Metazoa; Chordata; Actinopteri; Salmoniformes; Salmonidae. The record is from the annotation of a GenBank genome assembly.